This is a messenger RNA of Sciurus carolinensis (gray squirrel), 1932 nucleotides long. It is a transcript of the gene Cetp, whose product is annotated as cholesteryl ester transfer protein. The transcript is spliced from 16 exons. Bases 242 to 1795 code for a protein of 517 amino acids. Gene Ontology annotation, cellular component: high-density lipoprotein particle. Gene Ontology annotation, molecular function: cholesterol binding; cholesterol transfer activity; triglyceride binding. The record is from RefSeq and is a predicted model, not a curated record. NCBI's taxonomy places the organism in Eukaryota, Metazoa, Chordata, Mammalia, Rodentia, Sciuridae. Gene Ontology annotation, biological process: very-low-density lipoprotein particle remodeling; reverse cholesterol transport; triglyceride homeostasis.
CCAGGUGGCACGAGGGCCACAGACCCAGUGCGGGUGGCCAGGGGACUUGCCAGAGGAGGGCCGCUCCGGCCCAACGUCCAGCUUGACCCGGGGAGGCUGAGGGGCUGGACAGGAAGGAGGCCGAUCCCGGGGGCCAGAAAGACCCUGCUGCCCGGAAGUGCCUCACGUCCCGUGGGGGCUGGGCAGGCGCACAGAGGAGCUGGCGGCCCGGCCAGCGCCACUCGCCCAGCCUCCCGGAGCCAUGCUGGCCGCUGCCCUGCUGACCCUGGCCCUGCUGGGCAGUGCCCACGCCUGCUCCAGUGGCAGCUCGUGCCCGGCGGGCAUCGCCUGCCGCAUCACCAAGCCCGCCCUCCUGGUGUUGAACCAGGAGACGGCCAAGGUGAUCCAGACGGCCUUCCAGCAGGCCAGCUACCCGGACAUCACGGGCGAGAAGGCCGUGAUGCUCCUCGGCCGCGUCAAGUACGGUCUGCACAGCAUCCAGGUCAGUCACCUGUCCAUCGCCAGCAGCAAGGUGGAGUUGGUGGAAGCCCAGUCCAUCGACAUCUCCAUCCAGAACGCGUCCGUGAUCUUCCAGGGGACCCUGAGCUACGGGUACACUAGCGCCUGGGGGUUGAACAUUGAUCACACUGUUGACUUCAAGAUCGACUCCGCCACUGAUCUCCGGAUCAGCACACAGCUGACCUCUGACUCUGGCAGAGUGCGGACCAAUGCCGCCAGCUGCCACCUGUCUUUCCAUAAGCUGCUCCUGCACCUCCAAGGGGAGCACGAGCCCGGGUGGAUCCAGCAGCUGUUCACAAGCGUCAUCUCCUUGACCCUGAAGCUGGUCCUGAAGGGGCAGAUCUGCAAAGAGAUCAACGUCAUCUCCAACAUCAUGGCCGACUUUGUCCAGACAAGGGCGGCCAGCAUCCUCUCAGAUGGAGACAUUGGGGUGGACAUUUCCCUGACAGGCCUGCCUGACAUCACAGCCACCUACCUGGAGUCCCACCACAAGGGUCAUCUGGUCUACAAGAAUGUCUCCGAGGACCGACCGCUGCCCGCCUUCGCGCCCCGCCUGCUGGGGACCUCCCGCAUGCUCUACUUCUGGUUCUCUGAGCAAGUCCUCGACUCCCUGGCCAAGGCCGCCUUCCAGGAUGGCCGCCUCAUGCUCCGCCUGACGGGGGACGAGUUCAAGGCAGUGCUGGAGACCCGUGGCUUUGACACCAACCAGCAAAUGUUUCUGGAGCUGUUCAGCAACACCCCCAUCAGCCAGACCCAAGUGACCGUCUACUGCCUGAAGAGGCCCAAGAUUGCUUGUCAAAACAAGGGCGUCGUGGUCACUUCUUCUGUGGUGGUGAAAUUCCUCUUCCCCAACCCAGAUGGCCAGAGUGCUGUGGCUCACACAUUUGAAGAGGAUAUCGUCACUACGGUCCAGGCCUCCUACGCCAAGAAGAAGCUGUCCUUACGCCUCCUGGAUGUCCAGUAUGAGCAGCAGAGAGGGGAGGGCGGCCAGUCAACUCAGCAAACCUGUUCCCCGCCCUCUGCCGUCAGGACUCAACCAAAGUCUGCUUCCAGCAUCACUGAGAGCAGCUCCGAGUCGGUCCAGAGCUUCCUGCGGUCGAUGGUCCCCACGGUGGGCAUUCCUGAGGUCAUGACUCGGCUGGAGGAGGCAUUUACAGCGCUCAUGAACAGCAAAGGCCUGGACCUCUUCGAUAUCAUCAACCCGGAGAUCACCCCUCGCGAUGGCUUUCUGCUGCUGCAAAUGGACUUCGGCUUCCCGGAGCACCUGCUGGUGGACUUCCUCCAGAGCCUGAGCUAGCGGGCUCCCGGGCUGCACCGGCCUCCAACCGGGGCACGAGCCCGGCUCACUGGACUCCUGGCAUCCCUGUCCAUCAGAGCCGGGGCGGGCUGCGAGGGAGAUGGAGUCCUGCUGUCAUUAAAAUACUGUGUCCAGGA